This is a messenger RNA of Opisthorchis viverrini, 1857 nucleotides long. RefSeq lists its product as hypothetical. The transcript is spliced from 8 exons. The record is from RefSeq and is a predicted model, not a curated record. Gene Ontology annotation, molecular function: zinc ion binding; ubiquitin protein ligase activity; cullin family protein binding. Gene Ontology annotation, biological process: protein ubiquitination; ubiquitin-dependent protein catabolic process. Lineage: Eukaryota; Metazoa; Platyhelminthes; Trematoda; Opisthorchiida; Opisthorchiidae. Gene Ontology annotation, cellular component: nucleus; cullin-RING ubiquitin ligase complex. Bases 1 to 999 code for a protein of 332 amino acids.
AUGGGGAACCUGAGAUGGGACACAUCAGUGGUUAGAGACAUUGUCAUACAUGGCCCAGUUGCGCCGUCAAUGUCGCUUGCGCAUCCAAGCUAUUGCUUUCAAUGCAUGGCUCCCUCACCAGUCUCUCCAGUGAGAAGUUCACUGACAACCUUGUUCUUACGCAUCAACUGUAUCACUAAUGCUUCGAAUGCACAGCUAUCUAGCUCACCUCAAAUCAACGGUGAGCGAAACUUUAGCAGAAAUAACCACUGCACGACAAGUACACGGUUUUUGCAGCUGCUGAUGACUGUAGUUGAUGCGACAUUUUUACUCCAUCGUCAGAGUCGUCAAAUGGAGGUUGAUGAGGUUGCUCCAGCCGCGGCGCAGUCUGCAAAUAAGAAGCGCUUUGAAAUCAAAAAGUGGUAUGCUGUUGCGCUUUGGGCUUGGGACAUUGUUGUUGACAACUGUGCCAUUUGCCGUAAUCACAUCAUGGAUUUAUGUAUUGAAUGUCAAGCCAAUCAUGCAUCGGCAACAAGUGAAGAGUGUACCGUAGCCUGGGGAAAUUGUAACGGCGAACCACCUGAACGACAGCGUCUUCUAUCCUCGUCCCUUUCCAUAGAUACCGGUCAAGCUGCUUAUGGAGUCUGUGCAUCUCCUACAAAUCCGGUGAUAGAACAACCGUCUGACCGCGAUGCUAUGGUGAGGGAUAUAAUCAAAAUGGUUGAGAGCCGGGUCGUGGACGCUGGGGCCACAGACUUCAACUCUUUGGAUAAUCAAGAAUACGCAGAAAGGUCAAGGUAUUACGCUGACGCUGUCUCCCGGCGACCAAUGGGACCACCUGUGUUGCCUGUCGUACUUCCCCGGACCCUGGGAAACCCGGCUGCUGUGAUAGACGCACCAACUGCUAGCAAUCACGAAUUGCAGAUGGCCCGUGAAGUCGCCGCGGUCCAUGGAAACAUGUUCCAGGAUAUGCGCAGGCAAGAACAGGAUGAAAUUAUCACUCCUCUGAAGAAACCUUGAGAAGUGAUAGUGCCACGUUCGAUGUUCUCAGUGCUUGUUACCCAUACCCAGCGAUUUCACCAGCCUCCCGUUCCUCGCUCGUCAUCUGUUAUGACUUUCUCCUAUCAUCCCUGUGAUUUCGAAGAAGGGGCGGAAUCUUUUUUUUAUAAAAUUACAUUCUUUUGAAGGACAUAAAAAUAAUCUUGAGAAAUAUACACAUAUUUUGAUCAAGUGAAAUGCAGUAUGCUCUCGUAAAACCGGAUGACUAUUUGGGGGCAACGUGUAUUUGCCUGUGCGGCGGGGACAACGUCGAAAACAGGACUACCCUUCCUGUGGAAGAAAGGUGAACUUCGUUAUUAAGACAGUGUUACCAUUUUAUGAGGAAAUAAAGCUCCCCGUCUUUCUGCGUGACCAUACUGAUACAGUCCGGAGCGAGACCCCGAUCGAAACCAUACGGUUCGUUUGUUUCAGGCUGAAAAGGAGCGUCAGUAACAACCCAUGAGACUUACAAUGUCCACGAUUGUGGUUUUUUGGCGGUUUUGCUUGGAGUUGAACUUACUCAGCAACUGAGGGCAGUUGAGGUUGUACUCCGGCUCCCAAGAAUUCAUUUCUCUGUAACUGACCAUCAGUUGGCUGUAAAAAGAAACUUACGAGGGAUGGCCCUUCCACUUGAUAAGAUAUUCCGGUUCUCCGUUGCGGUAACGCACAUCUAAUAGUUCUUCCACCUCGUAUUCGCUUUCCUCAUCAAACUCGUCUGCUGAUUCCACAGGAGUCAUAGGUUCCUGAAGUAUAGCAUACGCAGGCUGGAGUACAUCAACUUCGGUGAAAUCCGCGAGAGAAUAGCUGAGUAGUGACAAGAUGGGAAGGUGUUGGUGGCAG